Molecule: messenger RNA, 1205 nt
Organism: Pseudophryne corroboree (corroboree frog)
Lineage: Eukaryota; Metazoa; Chordata; Amphibia; Anura; Myobatrachidae
Exons: 5
Coding region: 116-1186 (356 amino acids)
Source: RefSeq, a predicted model, not a curated record
GGACAAGGUGGUCUGGGAGUAGAGGAGCCUUGUGGGAAGAAGGAGUCGUCGAAUGGAAGGGACUGGUGGUGCUGGAUUCAUGCUGAGUGAGGAGCAGAGCAGGUGCUGAAAACAAAUGCCAACCGCAGGGUCACGCUGGCCGGUGAGAGCAGCGAGCAGUAGAAGUAGCAGUGUGCUGCUGGGAAGCCGAGAGACAGGAAUCAUGGAUCAACUCCAGCUCACAGAUGCAGGUGUCCGACAGACCAGCCGGCCAGACAGGCCUCAGACAACUCAGGAUGAUGCUGGGAUUGCAGGUUCUGCUUCUGUAAGCCAACCUCCUGUAAGGCGCCCAUCACAGGGCUCGGGGCACUUACCCAGGAGGCCAAGUAAGACACGGCGUCUUGGCACGGAAUCUGCGGCUCCAUCUUCCCCACCCAGGCGGCGCAUUUCUGCAGUGUCACCCCAGCCACCACUGGCACUAUUGGCGAGUCCACAGAGUGAUGAGCCCCGAUCACCUCAGUUAUCUGAGCCAAGCUUGAUGGCCGACGUGGACCAGCAGGGACAAGACCAACAGGCAACCUUCACACUGCAACUAACACCUGUUGACCCGAGCCAGCCAAUACAGCUGCAGGAUAUCCCCCAAGCCUCCAUGAGUCCACAACUGGCACAAGCUCCACCGCAGCCACAAAUACCAGAUGACUUUUGGUCCAGUUGGACAAGCCAACAGGCACAAAGCAAUGCCAGCCUGACCGCACAUACCCAACACCUUGCCAGUCUGCCCCAUCAUCUACCGCGCAUUAGUCGCAACUCGGGCAGACUGAUUGUACAAGUAGGCCGAAUCGCAACAUCGAUGGAGCAAAUACGGGCAGACAACAACCAAAUGCUGGCUCAUUUAACGCGCAUCAUUGAUGAGCAACAGCGCCACCAACAAACACUCGUACAACUAAUACAGCACAACCAGGUUGUGAAUGAGUCUUUAUCCCGGAUUGUAGCCAGCCACACUGCAACCAACACACAACUGAAUGCAAGCAUAAAUAAUUUGAGCAACAACAUAACAUUGAUGGCAGCUCAACAAGUGACCUCCAGCUCUGGAACCACGACCCCUAUCCAAACGCCAGUAACCUCCCCUGUUCGGCGUUCCUCCCGAGCACGUGCCAGUGAGCCAGCACAAAGCACAGCACCCAGCACACACAAGCGGAAAAAAUAAGACUUUGUAAAAAUUUGAG